This is a messenger RNA of Sphaerulina musiva SO2202, 5866 nucleotides long. RefSeq names its product HATPase_c domain-containing protein. The record is from RefSeq and is a predicted model, not a curated record. Lineage: Eukaryota; Fungi; Ascomycota; Dothideomycetes; Mycosphaerellales; Mycosphaerellaceae. The transcript has a single exon. The coding region runs from base 201 to 5432 and encodes 1743 amino acids.
GCAACCGCCACCUCGAGAUACACUGCCUACAAUACCUAGGUACCGGAUUGCCUGCACACGGAUCACUCACUCGUUCUACUGUAUCAUGGAUAUUGUAUAACCUGUUCUAGCCUUCAGUCUUCCUCGAUCGGUUUCACGCGCCACGGCAUCACGAUUGACGAUUGACGACCGCGACCACAAACCACACCACACUGUCCACGAUGGCGGGCUCGGAAGCUCUGGCGCGGCUACGGGAGCAGACGAUGAGCAGUCUAGAGGAUGAGGAGGCAGUCACCGUCAACACUCGCGCUCUCAUCGACAAAGUGCUUGCGCGAUACUCGGGCGAGUGGACAACUCUCAGAGAGCUCAUCCAGAAUGCGGCCGAUGCGCAGGCGCGGAAGGUCACCAUCCGCUUCGAGACAUUGCCGUCUCCGACUGUGCCUCUACCUCAGUCUCCAGACUCUGGGGAGCAUUUGAAACACACGAUACUGCACCACACGCUGAAGACGCUGGUCGUGUCGAACGAUGGCGAGCACUUCAAAGAGACGGACUGGCAGCGGCUCAAGCGGAUUGCGGAGGGCAACCCAGAUGAGACCAAGAUUGGCGCUUUUGGUGUCGGCUUUUACAGUGUGUUUGCGGAUUGCGAAUCUCCAUUCGUGAGUUCCGGAGCCCAGACGAUGGCUUUCUAUUGGAAGAAGGACUCGCUGUUCACGCGGCGAGGCAGGCUGUCAGAUAGCGAAGUGCAAGGUACCACCUUCCUGCUGGACUAUCGAAGUCAGACAACACCUGUUCCGCAACUCCUGAGCAUAUGUCAAUUUCUCGCCACCAGCUUGACAUUCGUUGGCCUAGAGUCCAUCGAGCUAUAUCUAGAUCAAUGGAACAUCCUUACUUUGACCAAGAAGAUGGCUCCCGCUGCAAAUGUCAAGAUCCCAGGUGACGUCGACCCUAAGACGAGAGACGGUCUCAUGAAGAUUACAGAUGUGGAGUAUCAGAACGCACAAAUUGAUGCACGGUGGAUGAACGCAGUAGGCUGGAAUCGCCGGUCACAAUCAUCGACUACCAUAGCUGCACAGGCGCCGACCGAUACUGGAACCAGCUUGCGAUCUUUCUUUGGGAGGAUAACAGGAAGUGCCAUUGCAUCAGCCACUACUCGCAAAGCUCAGCGUGAAGAUGACGCGCUCCAGCAGGCCAUUCUGGAAGAUAUAGCCGGCUGCAGUACCGCUACCGUAUUUCUACGUAUAAGCACUGUCAGCAUCUUGACCAAUGUUAGCCGUCAGCUAUCUGCUGAACUUGAACGUGCCACGAAGAAGCCACCGCCCAAGCGCACCCGGAUCUCAAUCCUCACAUCGUCCUACGACGAAUCUGCCGCGUCAUUGAGCACAUCAUCAGGAGGCUCCUCGAAGAAAGCGGCAGACAUCUUCGCAUCAGUAUUGCCAACGAAAAAUGGCAAGAUCUUCAUCGGCUUUCCGACAGCGCAGACAACUGGACUGCUGGCCCAUAUAUCUGCACCGUCAGUCAUUCCGACUGUUGAGCGUGAGAGCAUAGACUUGAACGCUCGUUAUGUUCGCGACUGGAAUGUAGAGAUGCUUCGUGUGGCCGGGAUCGCUUGUCGAAUAGCAUACACAGGUGACAUGGUGGAGCUUCGGGUCAAGAUUGAGCGAAACAUGGCGGCUGCUGGACGCAGCAAGGUAAACAGCGACGACAUCUCGGCAGUGAUGCCAUCGGCCGUUCAUACGUACAAGCAGUACAACUUCCUGGAAUCCACCCCUUCCUUGAAAGUCGGACAGUACAUAGAAGAAGCGUUCUGGACGUGCAACACAAAAGCCAGCAUCGAUGUGCUCUCUACAAGGGGUGUUCUACCCAGUCAUCAAGUCCGCGUGGCUACAGAAGACCUGAGCUUCGUCGAGGGCAUUCCAGUCAUUCCAGACGAGCUGAUGCACAAGGCGAACGAGUUUUUGACCAAAUUGCGCGACUAUGGCCUUCUUUCCGACAUUACCACGGGUGAUAUCAAAAAGGAAUUGGAAGCGCAGGCUCUUACCGAGAAACAACUGACCGAACUGCUCAAAUGGGCUUGUAACAAGGUAUCCAGACAAGAAAUGGAUUCUGAUGCUGUGCAGAUGCUAUUUGAUGGCACAGUCGCGACCAUCAGUGAAGAGUUCGUAAACUCCUCUGGCAGUCCUGUGCUGCAACUUGGGCAGAUCAGCACCUUUGUGAAUACCGCCAAGAUACCAGUCGAUGUUCCCACGCCGCCACAGACUGCCCCCUUUCGGAUUACGAAAGGACUAGCACCAUCCCAGCUACAGUCGAUUGGUUGGAACGAGCUUCAAGUUGUGCCUUGGCUGCGCUGGAUCGUUGAGAGUGAUGGUAGCGGCUUCGGAGAGACAGAGAGUCUAACGACAAGCCCAACAGUUGCUUCGCAAGUUCUUCCGGUCAUUUCUCGAGGGUGGGAUGCAUUGUCACAGUCAUCCAAGCAGUCUGUGCAAGAAUUACUCAUCCCACGAACUGUGAUACCUACCAAACUUGGAAUGCGAAAGCCUCCACAGGCUUAUUUCGCGAGUGUCAGGCUGUUCGACGAUCUGCCGACCAUCACGGGACUGCAAGGGGUCAAGGAGAAAUUUUUGAACGCGCUUGGCGUCCGCAAAACAGUGGAGCUGAAUGUGGUAUUUGACAGACUCAUGGCCAAAUCUACACCUGGUGCCGCCGAAGAAGGUAAAUGGUCCCAUGUAGAUCUCAUCAAGUACCUGGUCUCGGUGAAGGACGACAUCCCCACCGAAGAUAUGAAGCGUCUCCAGCAGACUCCAAUGUGCCCAGCAGAAGUGCAUAGUGGCGACCAGUCUGUUAAGACCGCAUUGUACCGUCUCUCUGAGCUGUUUGAGCCAGACGACAAGAUUCGACGCUUGACGCUUCCAGUCCUCCAGUGGCCGGGACAGUAUCGUGCCAACACACCAGAGGGUAGAUUUCUCAGGUCGCUCGGGCUACGAACUCACCCGUCUGUGCCGGAUCUCGUGAAGAUACUAGCUAAUGCCGCCGUGGGCAGCGAGCUUCAGAAGAAUGCUAUCGAGUAUUGGAUUGCAAAUGCUUACCAAUUUGGCUACCAGAAGCAUCCUGUCGCGGAAAUUCAUUCUGCCUUCCUCCCGGUCGAGUCACUCCCUGGGGAGAAGCCGAAUAUGGUCGGGAAGCCGUCACAGCUGUAUGCCAAUCCAAAGGCGUCUAUCCUUGGAUUCCGCAUACUGCGCCAAGACCUGGUCCAGCAUCAUGCUCUCUUUGGUGUGGCGAUAGAUCCGCCUAUUGACAAGUGCGCCGAGAAAUUGAUCAAAAGCCCUCCAGCCAAUGCCUCCCAGGCUAAGAUCAUAUUCAGCUACUUUGCGGGCAGACUUGCCGAAAUCGGUCCCAAUGGUAAUCUGGCAGAGAGGCUGAGCAAUGCGCCUAUCGUGCCUGUCGUUGAUGGCACCCGCCGUGAGAAAGCCUCGCAGACGAAAUUCGUCCCGCCGCGCAGCUGUUAUUUGGGCGACGGCGAGACCUAUGGCGACAUCUUUGACUUUGUGGACUUCGGUCACGAGGCGAACACGUUCUUGCUCAGAAUCGGCACAAAGCACGAGCCCAAUGGUUUUGAGCUUGCAAGUAUACUGGUGCGACAGCCUGGCCGACUUCUGGAAACCCUGGGCCAUGAUAAGUACCUCAAUUUGCUCCGCAAACUUGCAGAGAACGCAGCCAAUCUUAAAAAGGACAGAGCGCUGUGGACCGGCUUGAAGAGCUCGUCUUGCUUACUAGCUGAGAAGCUCGUUCGUUCGGGCGAGACCCACGAUGAUGAGAAAGGCGAGCUUGACGAUGAAGAAGCCACCUUCAAGGAAAUUCAUUUGGCGAAGGCAGCCGACAUUGUCAUCGUGGAUGACAUUACUGUCUAUCGACUCUUUCAGGGGAACCUCUUGGCGGCCCCGCAGGAAGAGGUCUUAGAGGCCUUGUACAAUUCUCUGGAGACCCCCUCGCUAAGCCAACUCGUUGAGACUGAUCAACGUAUGGGUGCUCUGCUUCGAGAUCAGACGCCGGGAACGAUUCUGCAGAAGCUCCUAGUUGAGCGCUGCCGGUUAUUUUUGCACGAUCAUCCACCGGAAGUCAUCAGACACGAUGCCAAGUGGCUCGAGCAGAGCAUGACUGUAAAAGUGACGGAGUUCCUGCAGGUUACUCGGAGGCUUAAAGGCUUUAGAGGCCUGCAACACACCGACAAGAAGACGGCUGCCCUGCAUCGCGAAUCCAAGAAGGACGCCACGCUUUUCGUGACAGCCAGAUACGACCUCUACGAGGUCAGUCGAGCAGUCAUGCCUGUGCUACUGAAGAGGCCUAGACAACAGGACUUUCUAGCCCUAGAGACGAUCCUAGAAAGCGAUCUUCGUAGACUAAAGGUCAAGGGCUACAAUGUCGACCGCAUUUUGAGACAGAAAGCUGCCGAGUCCAGGAUUGCCGAGUCGGAGAGGCAGAAGCGCGCCGAGGAGCAGAGACUGCUUGCACAAGCCGAUGCACAGACAAUGCCUCAACAAGCCGAUGCACAGACAAUGCCUCAACAAGCACCAACUGCGAAAAGCAUUGUGCCAUCGCAGCCGCAGCAUGACCCGCAGCCCGAGACCCCUGACAGGACGUUGUCCAUGCCAGGCUCUUUCGCCGACUCACCGGAUCGUCCUAGCUCUUCUGGUAUUAUGAAGCGGCCUAGUGGUAUCUUCAGCAACAUACAGAAAGCUCUCGGUCUAAACGCAGGCACCCAAGCCGCGAGUCAGAUGCAGAAUCCCCUCACGAAUGAUGCACCUCCGCCGUACGAGCACCGCAGUCCUAUGGGACCUCGGAGUGUUACACCUGGUACCGAAGUUGUGACCUCACCUCGUGACAUCAACGAGAAUCUGCGAAAGGCCAUCAAGGCUACGCGCGAGUACAACUCUUCGACAGUAUUCAACCGGCCGCAGACCAACGAGGUCAAAGAAACGACAUCUUACUGCGACAGUAGGCCUGGCCAUGACCUACAGUACACGGCCGAGCUCGGCAAUGGCAUCAAGCUCUACCUCGACCGCUCGCACCAAGACGCCAAUGCCUUCUUGCAAACUCAUCGGGAAGCCAUUGCGCUCUUUGUCUCCAUACUCUCUGAAGUUGCCAAGAUCUUUGAAGUGUCUCCACAGACCGUCCACAUCUAUCAUGACUUAUCGGGUGCUUCCAUUGCUUUCAACAGUAGCGGGAGCAUUUUCUGCAAUCUCCGAUACUUCAUGCAACUCCACAUGCCAGAUAUGGCGAGCCCAGAAGGCAAAGUCGAGGCGCUGGCGUAUUGGUACAUUACUCUGUGCCAUGAGUUGGCCCACAAUCUGGUCAGCAAUCAUGACUCCAACCAUAGCUAUUACACGGAGAGCUUUGCGGCGUAUUACUUCCGACGCAUGGUUUCGCUGGCGGGAAGAGUUUUGGCGCAGCAAGGAUAGGAGGAGACUGUGGCCAGAACGGAGAUGAUCAAUGUUGAUGAUGAUGAUGAUGAUGAUGAUACUGCUACGGUUUGGCCUGAGCCGUCGAUUUUACAUGGGAGAGAAAGGAAGAGGGAUCGGAUAAAGAUUUGGGCUUCUUCUUCAGGAGGAAGAAGGAGGAGUUCAAGAAGCUUGCGAUCCAGAAUCAGUUGGGGGAGAAAUGCGUGAGUUGCUGCCUCGCGAUUCUGAUUUUCGGUGCAUAGGUAGGUAGCCUUGGUUGGGCGCAGCAGAUCAUUAGCAUUGGGACGAGACACACCACGGCUCACCGUUGAUUGAGCCCUGCCUGUUGCAUGUAGAUAGAUAGACACGGUGUAUUAGGCUGUAUUGUAUACCUUACCUAAGGUAAGGUACUUUAUGUACUGCGCAGAAUGAUGCAAUGGACACUAAAGACUGUC